Ictalurus punctatus (channel catfish) is the source of this 3646-nucleotide messenger RNA. RefSeq names its product contactin 4 (gene cntn4). Gene Ontology annotation, molecular function: cell-cell adhesion mediator activity. Gene Ontology annotation, biological process: cell-cell adhesion; brain development. The record is from RefSeq and is a predicted model, not a curated record. Bases 348 to 3434 code for a protein of 1028 amino acids. The transcript has 23 exons. NCBI's taxonomy places the organism in Eukaryota, Metazoa, Chordata, Actinopteri, Siluriformes, Ictaluridae.
GAGAGUGGGCGGGGCCUGGCGCGCGCCGCUCCGACGCGCCAAACUGCGCUGAGCUGAUGUGAUGCACGCGACACCUCCUGCUUAGCGGUAGCGUUAUUACGCAGUACUAUGUAGACAAAUUAUAUCCAGCAGCGCGAAUAAGAGUUGCGGUAAGAGCGACCGCUUUGCUGUCAGAUAUUCCGGUGAAUGAGACGAGUCCCGUUCAGCUUGGAUUGCGAGAAGCUUCGCUUGGAGGAGGCGAGAACAGGACAGCUCAUGUACCACAAGUGAAGCACAAAGAAGGUUCAGCUGGAAUUCCAUACGUACGCGAUCGGAUGUAAGUCAUCUUUAACCCACGAAACCUGAAGAUGAAGUUGCUAUGGAAACUACUGGUGCUGCAGUCAUUCAUGGGGUAUCUCGCAGUGGACAAUGUACUGCAGGCUCCCAUUAUCACCAAGCAACCCGGCAGCAUCGUAUUCCCAGUGGACUCCUUGGAGAAAAGUCAAGAGGUUGUGUUUAGUUGCGAAUCUCAAGGACAGCCUCCACCAUUUUACAGGUGGAAGCUCAAUGGCACCAGCAUUGAUCCAACAUUUGAUUCGCGCUACACCCUCUUUGGUGGAAACCUUCGCAUCACCCGGCUGAACAAAGACCAGGACUCUGGGAUCUACCAGUGCUUUGCCUCCAAUUCAUUUGGGACCAUCGUAAGCCGCAAGGCCAGCCUUACCUUUGCAUAUCUGGAAAACUUCAGGACUCAUCGAAGGAGUGCGGUAUCUGUAAGGGCUGGACAGGGAGUUGUGCUUCUGUGUGGCCCACCUCCUCACUCAGGAGCCCUUACGUUCAGCUGGAUUUUUAAUGAAUAUCCAUCAUACGUGAAACAGGAUUCACGAAGGUUCGUGUCACAGGAGACAGGGAACCUCUACAUUGCCAAGGUGGAACCAUCUGAUGUGGGCAACUACACAUGUGUCGUCACCAAUACUGUCACAAAAACACAUGUUCAUGGCCCGCCCACUCCUCUUAUACUGCGCACUGAUGGUGUUAUGGGAGAAUAUGAACCAAAGAUUGAAGUGCAAUUUCCAGAGGUGGUCCAGGUUGCUCAAGGUGCAACUGUGAAACUUGAGUGCUUUGCUUUGGGCAAUCCUGUCCCUUCCAUAAUAUGGAGGCGUGUUGAUGGCAUCCCAUUCUCUCGUAAAGUGGACAUGAGGAAGGCCAGUGGCAUCCUGGAGAUCCCGUAUUUUGAGCAGGAUGACGCCGGCACCUAUGAGUGUGUCGCUGAGAACUCCAAAGGGAGGAACUCAGUGCAGGGCAAGCUCUCUUUCUAUGCUCCUCCACACAUGAUUGAAAAACCACAGGACAUGCAGAAGGCCAUUGAUGACUCUCUGGUGUGGGAGUGUAUGGCCAUAGGCAAACCCAAACCCUCCUAUAGGUGGAUGAAGAAUGGAGAAAAUUUGGAACCUGCAGAGGAAAGGGUGCAGGUAGUUAAUGGCGCUCUAUCUAUUAGUCGCUUGGUGUUGUCCGAUGCCGGAAUCUACCAAUGCGUGGCUGGGAACAAAUACGGGGAGGUGUACUCCAAUGCGGAGCUCAGAGUAAUUGCCGUGGCUCCGGAUUUUGGAGCAAAUUUGCUGAAGAGCCACAUUCUGGUGAAGGAAGGGGGUGAUGUGCUGAUUGAUUGCAGGCCUAAGAUGUCUCCCCGAGGCCUGAUCACCUGGAAAAAAGGCAGUGAGGCACUAAGAGAGAAUAGCAGAAUGACUGUUCUGGAGAGCGGAAGUCUGCGAUUAUCCAAUGCCAUGAAAUCAGAUGCCGGCCUCUACACAUGUGUAGCACGCAACCAGUUCGGCGUAGCAAGCAGCUCAGGGAUGCUGAUGGUGAAAGAGGCCACGGUAAUCACUACUCCUCCUUCAACACUGGACGUUACAGUGGGUGAGAGCAUUGUUUUGCCCUGUCAGGUGACCCACGACCCCUCACUGGAGCUCAAGUUUACAUGGUUUUUCAACGAGCAGCUUAUCCAUUUUGGCAGUCAUGGAGGAUACUUUGAGAAAGUUGGUAGUCAUUCAUCCGGAGACAUCAUGAUUCGGAACAUUCAGAUGAAACAUGCAGGGAAGUACACAUGUGCUGUGCAGACCAAGGUGGACAGCAGCUCUAUUGCCAUGGACCUGAUUGUCAGAGGUCCCCCUGGUCCCCCUACCAGCGUCCAUGUGGAAGAACUCUCAGAUUCCACAGCCACUCUCUCCUGGAAGCCUGGUCCUGAUAAUCACAGUCCAAUUAUCACCUACACUAUCCAGGCUAGAACCCCCUUUUCACUGGGAUGGCAAGCUGUCACCACAGUGCCAGAAGAUAUAGGGGGUCGCCGUCUGACAGCUACAGUGAUCGAGCUCAGCCCUUGGGUGGAGUAUGAGUUUCGAGUGGUGGCAAUCAAUGCACUGGGUACAGGUGAGCCCAGCAAACCCUCCAAGCAAGUAAGGACCAAGGAUACACCCCCCAAGGUCACUCCAGCGAAUGUGAGUGGAGGAGGUGGAAGCCGAUCAGAAUUAGUUAUCACUUGGGAGCCUGUUCCUGAGGAACUUCAGAAUGGCCCAGGUUUCGGCUAUGUGGUGGCUUUUCGACCGUUUGGUGCCACAGGGUGGAUGCAGGCUGCUGUACCUUCUGCAGAGGCCUCCAAAUAUGUCUUCAAGAAUGAAAGCAUCCAGCCAUUCUCCAAGUUCCAAGUCAAAGUGGGCGUCUACAACAACAAGGGUGAAGGGCCUUUUGGGCCACUUGUCACAAUCUACUCAGCUGAAGAAGAACCUGCCAGAGCACCUACACGGGUAAGAGUUCAAAGCCUUUCGGCAUCAGAAGUAGAGGUGACGUGGAAAACCCUCCCAUGGAGCACGAGCAGAAGGCGUGUUCUUGGCUAUGAGCUGAGAUACUGGGAGAAGAAGGAGAAAGAGGAUAUGGCUAGUGUGUUAAGGACGGUGGGCAAUCGGACAUCAGCUAUUAUUCAGGGUUUAAAAGGGAGCAGCACAUACUAUAUCACAGUGAGGGCCUACAAUACAGCUGGAGCUGGACCACCAAGUGCAGCAGUCAAUGUGACCACCAAGAAACCUCCUCCCAGUCAGCCUCCUGUAAAGGUAAUGUGGAACACAUCCAACUCCAAGAUCAUACUGAAUUGGGAGCAAGUGAAAGCUUUGGAGAAUGAAUCUGAGGUCAUGGGAUAUAAGGUUUUGUACAAGCAAAACAGACACAGUCGUCCUAGAGUGAUGGAGACCAACACCACAUCAGUGGAGCUGUCUCUGCCUCCAGAUGAAGAAUACAUCAUUCAGAUAAAGCCCUUCGGAGAAGGAGGAGAGGGCAGCAGCAGCAAACAAAUCACAAUCCCCAGAAUAUCUGGCCCCAACGCAAUUGGAUCUGCAUCCAGCGUAUCUACUCUCUCAGCCCUCAGCACAAUAGCUCUGUCACUCACAGCCCGGACAUCCUUAUGACGCAGCGCAGUCCACAUACUUGAAAACAUAUGUUCUCAUUUUAGAAAGGAGACUCUGAGAGAGAGAAAAAAAACCCUAAAAUGGGUUUACAGUUUGCAAUGCUGUUAAGAACAGGAUGGCUGGUCUUGAAUUUGUUGUUACCAAAGCUGAUCGUACUCAAAAACUGAAUACACACACACACACACACACACACACACACACACACACACACA